AUGGCAGCAGACAACCACACAGCCGUAGUGGAGUUCAUCCUGCAGGGCAUCUCAGAAGACCCCCAGGUCCGGGUACUGCUCUCAGCCCCUUUUCUCCUCCUCUACCUGAUGGCCCUUACAGGAAAUGGCCUCAUCAUCAUAGCCAUCAGCCUGAGCCCAGGCCUGCACACUCCCAUGUACUUCUUCCUUGCCAACCUGGCCUUUUUGGACAUUGUCUGCACAUCCACUGUUCUCCCCAAGCUGCUGGAGGGCCUGGUGGUUGGGGUGGACACCAUCUCCUAUGGGGGCUGUCUGACCCAGCUAUUCUUCCUGACGUGGUCCCUGGGGGCUGAGCUGCUGCUCCUUACAGCCAUGGCCUUUGACCGCUAUGUGGCCAUCUGUCGGCCACUGCACUACAGUGCAAUCAUGAGCAGGCCACUGUGUACACUGCUGGCCAUGACUGUCUGGAUAGUCAGUGCUCUCAACACAUCUGUGCACACAGGCCUAAUGACACGGCUGAACUUCUGUGGCCCCAACCACAUCGGGCAAUUUCUGUGUGAGAUCCCCUCAUUGCUGCUGCUGUCCUGCAGCCCCACAACCCUCAACAGUGUCGUGGUAGUCAUUGCUGAUGUCUACUUUGGUGUGGUCAAUUUUGUGUUCACCCUGGCCUCCUAUGGCUGCAUUGUGACCAGUGUCCUGCGUAUUCGCUCGGCAGCAGGCAAGCGCCGUGCCUUCUCUACCUGCUCCUCCCACCUCCUGGUGGUCACCUUGUACUACUCCAGCGUCAUCUACACCUACAUCCUUCCAGUCUCAGGUGGCUCCAUGGAGAAGGGCAAGGUUGUCGCUGUGCUGUACACAGCAGUCAGCCCUGCCCUGAACCCUCUCAUUUACACCCUGCGGAACAAGGACGUGAAAGCGGCCCUCUGGAAAGUGACCCCCACCUUCCGAUGA
This is a messenger RNA of Orycteropus afer afer, 930 nucleotides long. Its product is annotated as olfactory receptor 13A1-like. Gene Ontology annotation, molecular function: olfactory receptor activity; G protein-coupled receptor activity. Gene Ontology annotation, biological process: G protein-coupled receptor signaling pathway. NCBI's taxonomy places the organism in Eukaryota, Metazoa, Chordata, Mammalia, Tubulidentata, Orycteropodidae. The transcript has a single exon. The coding region runs from base 1 to 930 and encodes 309 amino acids. The record is from RefSeq and is a predicted model, not a curated record. Gene Ontology annotation, cellular component: membrane.